Trematomus bernacchii (emerald rockcod) is the source of this 1108-nucleotide messenger RNA. RefSeq lists its product as uncharacterized. The transcript is spliced from 6 exons. Bases 185 to 730 code for a protein of 181 amino acids. Lineage: Eukaryota; Metazoa; Chordata; Actinopteri; Perciformes; Nototheniidae. The record is from RefSeq and is a predicted model, not a curated record.
UGUUUCUGCAGGACCGCAGGCCGCUGGCUGGCGUGGAGCGAAGGCUUGUGGUCGGCUGUUUGUCUGCGUGAAGCUGGCAUGGCCUCCCGUUCCCCUGCAUCUGUUCCCCAUUAGCACAGCGACCGAGAGUAUAAAGCAGGGAGCUGACAGGCGCUGCGAACACUCGAGGAUCGCUGCCUGGAUCAUGGGGUUUACUAUCUGGCUGCUCUGCCUGCAGGCCAGUCUGCUGUCACACGCCCUCGAAUGCUCAGCCGCUCAGGGAGAGCUGAGUGUGAGCAAACACACCGCAGACGCUCAGUAUGAGGACCAGACGCAGCAAAGUGCGCUACCCUUACCUGAAGGACUGGUUUUGUUCCGACGUAGGAGACAGUUGGAGAGGAGGGGUCCCACCCACAUGAGCCACAACAGCCGGCCGGGGGCCUUCACCGCCAAAGGCUUCCCGAACACUCUCAUCCAGGCUGAUAGGUCCAGGCGACACUUGAAGAAGAAACCGCGUAAAUCCCGCGCCGGCACCUACUCUCUCCUUAGCAACGACAAGAGAGUCCCCCUACAGGUGAUCAGAGUGAGGCGACAGGAGAAGCUCGAUCCACAGAAGAGGGUGAACUCAGGACGCUCCGGUGCGUUCUCUGUCCUGGGAGAUCCACAGGCUGACGUUCAGGCUGACGAUCAGGCUGACGUUCAGACCGACAGACCCAAUAGGAGCAUACAGAAGAGGAGUGCUGGGAAAUAAAAAGCAAUUUUUAAUUUUGGCCUGACAGUACAAAGGUCUCUGAAAAACAUGAGUCAACAUCUGAAGACUGGUGUGAAAAUCUGACAUUUAGAUAAGAUCUUCUGUGCUAACUUGCUUUGAUUAAUUUUGAUAUGUGCAUCCAUCGUUACUGUUUCACCUGAAAGCUUAUCAGCCACUAAUGGAUACUUUAUUUACUAUUUUAAGUUUCUAAUAUAUUCCUGCAUGUUUUAAAAUGAAUCCACAAAUGAUCCCAUAUGAAUAUUAUAGUUUGCCGUGUUGUUGUAUUUAAUCACAGAUUCCUUAUGAAUAUUGGGGGUAUAUUUUUGCAGAAAUAUUUCUUGUGUUGUAUCAAAUUUCAAUAAAAGUUUAGUAGACACA